This is a messenger RNA of Candidula unifasciata, 567 nucleotides long. NCBI's taxonomy places the organism in Eukaryota, Metazoa, Mollusca, Gastropoda, Stylommatophora, Geomitridae. The record is from the annotation of a GenBank genome assembly.
AUGGAUUUUUCUGAUAUUCAUUCAGAAUCAUCGAAACGAAAAACGAAUGAUGGAUGGACGGUCUGUAUGAAAUGUGAAACAUAUCGGCCGCCCAGGGCCCAUCAUUGUAGAGUCUGUCGCAGGUGUGUCCGGCGCAUGGAUCACCAUUGUCCCUGGAUCAACAACUGUGUCGGAGAGUACAACCAGAAAUAUUUUAUCCAGUUCCUAUUUUAUGUUGGCCUGGCCAGUGCAUUUGCCAUUAGUUUAGUCAUAGUGUCCUGGGUCCUGGAGACCAAGGCAGGGAAGGAGAUCAAGCAUGUCAAACUAAUCCAUUCCAUUGUGCUUGUGAUAGAAAGCAUAUUGUUUGGUUUAUUUGUGAUUGCUAUUGGUUGUGAUCAAAUGUCCGCUAUACUGAAAGAUGAAACAGCUGUUGAGCAUGUGAAGAAGGAAGGACCGGUCCGAGCCAAAAAGUCUCGAUAUAUUUUACUUCAGGAAGUUUUUGGCAGAAGUCACCCCUUGUUAUGGUUAUGGCCGCUGCAAUCAAGUCGACUGAAAGACUCCCAGGAUUCCACCCAGUACAACGUUUAG